Messenger RNA from Penicillium soppii, 1473 nucleotides. RefSeq names its product snoRNA-binding rRNA-processing protein ENP1. Gene Ontology annotation, biological process: rRNA processing. Gene Ontology annotation, cellular component: cytoplasm; preribosome, small subunit precursor; nucleolus. Gene Ontology annotation, molecular function: snoRNA binding. The transcript is spliced from 3 exons. The record is from RefSeq and is a predicted model, not a curated record. NCBI's taxonomy places the organism in Eukaryota, Fungi, Ascomycota, Eurotiomycetes, Eurotiales, Aspergillaceae. Bases 1 to 1473 code for a protein of 490 amino acids.
AUGCCCAAGGCAUCGAGUUCCCGCGCUGCCGCCAUGGCCCGUAGACACAACCCUCUCGCAGAAGAUAUCACUUCCGCGGGGCACCUUCGGACACAGAGCAGCAAAAAGGGCAAAGGCAAGGCCGAAGAUGGCGAGGAGGGCGAAAAUGGACAGCGCUACGUCGAUGCGAAGAUGUCGCGGAAUAUCCUCCAGCUUGGACAGGAAUUAGCCGACGAGGAUGCCGAGAGAGAAGCCAAAGAUGCUACACAGCCCAAAUCAAACGGCGCAUUCGACUUCGACACUCGGUUCGACGAGGAGGAGGCUUUUUCUGACGAUGAGGGAAAAUUUGAGGCCGAUGAUUGGGUUGACGAUGAGGUCGAGCAAGUUGAGGUCGACCCCAAUGAUCUAGAUAUGUUCAACAAGUUCAUGCCCCACGAGGAAGACCCUAUUUUCCACCCCAAAGACCCUAGCUCCGCUGGUCCCACCAACCUUGCCGAUUUGAUCCUUGAGAAGAUCGCCGAACACGAAGCCAAGCAAUCUGGCGAUGGCACAUAUGCCCCAUACAUCCAAGGUGGUGGAAUUCCCGAGGACGCAGUACAGAUCCCCGCCAAGGCCGUGGAAGUAUACGAGAAGGUUGGUAUGAUCCUCUCUCGCUACAAGUCUGGCCCGCUCCCCAAGCCCGUCAAGAUUCUUCCCUCUGUACCGAACUGGCAGACCCUCCUCGACAUCACUCGUCCCGAGUCAUGGACCGGCAAUGCCGUCUACGCAGUCACCCGUAUUUUCAUUUCGUCCAAGCCCCACGUUGCGCAGGAAUUCAUCAACAUUGUCCUCUUGGAGCGAGUGCGCGAGGAAAUCCACGCAACCAAGAAGUUGAACGUCCAUACUUAUAACGCUCUCCGCAAGGCUCUCUACAAGCCCGCAUGCUUUUUCAAGGGACUUCUCUUCCCGCUCGUUUCUGCCGGCACCUGUACCCUGCGCGAAGCUCACAUUGUCUCGUCUGUCAUCGCCCGUGUCUCCGUCCCAGUGCUGCACUCCGCUGCUGCCCUGUUGCGCAUGUGUGAUCUGUCCGCCGAACAGUCCGUCACUGAUGUCGAGAGCACUGGUGCGGUGAACAUGUUCAUUCGCGUCUUCCUGGAGAAGAAGUACGCCCUUCCAUUCAAGGUCGUUGAUGCUCUGGUCUUUCACUUCCUGCGCUUCCGUGCCGUUGACCCCGAUGAGAUGACCGAUGGUAACGGGCUAGGAGCCAAGAACUACAAGCUGCCCGUUCUCUGGCACCAGUCCUUGUUGGUCUUUGCUCAGCGGUACCGUAACGAUAUCACCGAAGACCAGCGUGAGGCUCUUCUCGAUCUGCUGCUCGUUCGUGGUCACAAGGAUAUUGGCCCCGAGGUUCGCCGUGAAUUGCUCGCUGGUCGAGGACGUGGUGUGGUAGUUCCCGACCCCGAGGCACAGAACGCUAUGGAUGCUGGCGAUGAUACGAUGGAUGUGACCAUCUAG